AUGGCUGCCAACAAUGCCAAAAGCAACCCUCCCGUCAUACUGCCCACCAGUGAUAUUGAGUCCCAGCGAGAAAUCGAAUCGCACGACACGACUAUCGUCGAUACGCCCACACCUGGCAACGAGGGUGCUGGCAUGAGAGACAAUUCCAAGGUCCCCCAUCUAUCCUUGCUGAAACUGUUCUGGUUCUUCUUCUACAACUUCGGUCUCUUCGCCUGGGGAGGUCCUGUAGCGCAAAUCGCCCUCAUCAAAGACCGACUCGUCAUCCAAGACAAAUGGAUUACCCUUGAGAGGUUCCAGCGUGUCUUCUCAGUGUAUCAAAUCCUUCCUGGCCCCGAAGCCGUCGAGCUUUGCAUGUUUUUCGGAUGUCUGUCAGCUGGCAGGAUCGGUGGUAUUGUUGCCGGCACCGCAUUUAUCCUUCCAGGCUUUCUACUCAUGCUCCUUGCCUCAUACCUCUAUUCCCUGGCUGGGUUAGAGAAUAAGUAUUUCAAUGGGUCUUUCAGGGCCCUACAACCAAUUGUGGCUGCAAUGGCAAGCGCGCCUCGGCCCUAUCUGGCAUUGACGUUUCUCGACUUACUCACUCACAAAGUCAAUCAAUAUCUCAUCUUGGCCGCCCUCUUCACGGCACUUAACAGUGCGUUGCGCAUCAAUAUUUUUAUCUCUCUUGGCCUGUAUGGGAUCAUAUACUCACUCAUAGCACGGCGCCUAUGGAUCCCGGCUGUCCUUCUUUUUGUGCUCCAGUAUGUUGGAUACGCGAUUUAUGUCGUCUUUCGCGGCGUUCCGUCGCCAGUCUCUCUUGCUCUGGGAAUAGCAAAGACUCCAUCGUUGAUCAAUCUCUUCGCCCUCGGACUAGUCGCCGGUACUCUGUCUUUCGGUGGUGCCUACACAGCCAUACCAUUUAUUCAGACCGAGGCAGUCUUGAAAGGAGCGUGGUUGUCGCAGCGUGUCUUUAUCGACUGUAUUGCCAUUGGUAACAUUCUGCCUGCGCCACUUGUGAUUUUUGCGACCUUUGUUGGCUUUCAAGGGGGUCUGGUGGACAACGGCCUUGGAAAUGCAUUCGCUGGAGCCAUCAUCAUCACAUUGGGAAUGUUUCUCCCUUGCUACAUUUUUACCAUUGCUGGUCACGACUUGCUCGAGAAGCUGGUCCGGAACAAGAUUCUGUCAGACUUCUUCGAUGGGCUUUGCGGCGCAGUCAUCGGUGUAAUCGCUGUAAUUGCUGUCGAGAUCUUGAAGUCCAGUGUCGAAGGGACGUCCCGGAGGGGCGAGGAAAACUCAAUCAAUAUCGUUAUCGAAAGAAUCUCGCAGAGUGCGUCGGCGGGUGUACUGUGCGUUCUGGCUUUGGGCGUGCUUUACAAAUUCACCAACAAAUACACAGCUUUGCUGAUAUUGGCCUGCGGAGCCAUUGCUGGGCAAUUCCUGUUCGUUGACUAG
This is a messenger RNA of Endocarpon pusillum Z07020, 1428 nucleotides long. RefSeq lists its product as uncharacterized. Gene Ontology annotation, biological process: chromate transport. Lineage: Eukaryota; Fungi; Ascomycota; Eurotiomycetes; Verrucariales; Verrucariaceae. The record is from RefSeq and is a predicted model, not a curated record. Bases 1 to 1428 code for a protein of 475 amino acids. Gene Ontology annotation, molecular function: chromate transmembrane transporter activity. The transcript has 4 exons.